Messenger RNA from Kockovaella imperatae, 711 nucleotides. RefSeq lists its product as hypothetical. Bases 1 to 711 code for a protein of 236 amino acids. The record is from RefSeq and is a predicted model, not a curated record. Gene Ontology annotation, molecular function: transmembrane monodehydroascorbate reductase activity. Lineage: Eukaryota; Fungi; Basidiomycota; Tremellomycetes; Tremellales; Cuniculitremaceae. The transcript has 3 exons.
AUGUCUUCAAGUAGGACUCCGGCUUUCGAGCACAUCAAAUCUGCUGGUCACAGCGAGACUGCCCUGGAGACAUUUGCGCUCAAGCUGGUCCGAUAUGGAUCGCUAGCAUUUACCGCCAGCAUCUUUCUUCUUGUGCUCUCAUCUACAACAUCAUCUUCCCUAUCUUGGUUCACACUCCAUCCUCUCGCUCAGAGUCUCUCCGUCUUACUGUUCAGUUGGGGUAUCGCCCCUCUGCAACCACCCUCACCAUCCGCUGCGGCUGAACGUACCCGCCGAUUCGAAACACAUCAAUCGUUCGCUCUGGCUGGACAUGCUAUCUUCCUCCUUGGGUCAUUCUCGAUAGCGUACAACAAGUAUUUGAGAGGAGCUCCUCACUUUACAACAUGGCAUGGACUGCUCGGUAUCAUCUCGGUAGGUCUGGCGUUCAGUCAAGUCGCGGGAGGGUUGGCAAGUACUUGGGAGAAAGGGAAACUCGUCGGUGGAGAAGUCAAGGGAAAGAAAUUGUACAAGUAUCACAGGGUCGGCGGUUACGCAUUCAUGACGCUCUUCCUGUUUUCUGCCCAUCUUGGCGGAGCACAUUCCCUCUGGGCAACAAGACAGGAAGGGACCAUGUCACUCGUCUUGCGCGUGGUGGCCAACUGGAUCGCCUUGCCUGCUGUCUGGACGGGUCUAAUGCUGCGACUGAGACCAAGCAAGAUGAACAUCUUCUAG